UAUCUUUUAAAAUUUUUAAUAUAUUUUAUCAAUCAUCCAAAAUAACCAUUUUUUAUGCUAAAAUAAAUUAAUUAAGUCACUUUAUUUCUUCAAAAUAAAAAGGAAAAUUAGCUUUAUUAUAAAAGAAAUUAGAGUUAUUUAAAUAUACAAAUAACUUUACUUUUUAUUACAUAAAAUAGAGUAAAAGGAAAAACAGACUAAAAGUCCUAUUAAUUAAUUAAUAUUGUUAUUAAAUCAAUGAAUUGUAUAGUUUUUAUGAAAGUAUAUUUUUUGUUUGUUAAUUUUAUCUAAUAAAAGAUCCUAUCCAUUAAUCUUAAAAUAUAUUUUUAAAGUGAUGUCUGUUUGUACUACGCAAUGACAGAACCAAAUGAUUUUCCCAAAUGCAAAUAUCUCCACUUUAUAGACAGAUUUUGUAAUGAAAAAUUUAAAUAUGGGAUCAAAACUUUUGUUCAAUUUUUACUGGCUCAAAAUUUGAUAGGUUUUACUGUAACUUUUUGCGAUCAUAAUUUAAUAUAGAGUAAAAGCAAAAACACUAAAGAUCUUUAAAGAUAUUAAUUUUGA
This is a messenger RNA of Tetrahymena thermophila SB210, 561 nucleotides long. RefSeq lists its product as hypothetical. NCBI's taxonomy places the organism in Eukaryota, Ciliophora, Oligohymenophorea, Hymenostomatida, Tetrahymenidae. The record is from RefSeq and is a predicted model, not a curated record. The transcript has a single exon. The annotation marks the transcript as partial.